This is a messenger RNA of Rubroshorea leprosula, 1705 nucleotides long. The record is from the annotation of a GenBank genome assembly. Lineage: Eukaryota; Viridiplantae; Streptophyta; Magnoliopsida; Malvales; Dipterocarpaceae.
CACCUGCCUAUUUUCAUUUGAACAAUUUGAAUGUUCUGAGCAUGAGACAUUUUUCUACGUGAAAAAUAUAUUUAGAGGCAGCUAAGAUCCUAACUCUCAAGCACAAAAUUUAAAUUAAGCAUGAAGCUUUAAGCAUUUCUACAUAUAAUGAAUUACCAAGAUCAAGAGACAGAAGAUUUAUGGCAUUUUUAAGCAUUUCUACAUAUAAAUUAAGCAUGAAGCUUUAAGCAUUUAGAAAAAAUAUUUGCCAGUUUUUUUUCUAUUUGAGAAAUGAUGUUAGCUUUGCCAAUUGCAGGUGUUUCUAAUUGUUGUAGGCGCUAGGUUGGCAUUGUUCUACUCUGGUUGUGUUUACUUUCAUAUCAGAUAUAUGUUUUCUUACUUUUUUAGUUUUUCUACCAUAGCGUUUUGUUGCGGAUUUGAUAGUGCUAGCAAGAAUAGUUUAUGAAAUUCAUCUGAUUAUGAUUUGCUCUUUCUUUUAUCUGCAUUCUCCAGUGGGGAUAGUUCUUGAUGGAAAUUUUGGUUGGUGAUUUAAUUCAUGUGAUUAUUAUUUCACCUCUUUCAUUUAAUUAGCCGUCUUUGACAUAGAUGAGUAUUAAUAGUUAUUUUGGGUCUAAAACCAGGUCAAAUUAUGUACCCCAUCUAGCUGAACUUAUGCUUGAGUUCAGCAAGGAGAAGUUGUUUCAUUUGAAAGGAAUUGCUGUAUUGACAUAACAACUUUUAAGUCUUUGAAUUCAUAGCUAUGGAAAGAUUUGAAAUAUGCUUCUUUGUUGCAGUUGGGCUAUCCAUUAUAGAAUUUGACUUCUCAUUUUCAGUUUCUUUUUUUAGUUGGCAAUUUUCUGAGUUUUGCUUGGUUUUGUUAUCAUUUGUCAAUAUUGAUUUUGAGAUGUUUUGAUAAUGCUUAAUGGUUUUAAUAGGUUGUGAGAUUAGUGCUUUAGAAAAUUCUGAUGUAUAUUGAAGGAUGGAAUGGCUUCUAACAAGACUUAAUCUCUUAUGUUAAAUAGAUUGUCACAAAUGUGGAUAGAGUCCAUGCAACUAAAGUACUUAGUAGAUUUGGUUAAAGGACUGCUUUAAAGGGAUCAUCUUCUUUGAGUCCAUGCAGCUAAAGUUCUUAGCAGAUUGGGUUUAGGGAACUGUUUAAUAGGGGUCAUCGGCUUUGAAUCUCUUAAUACUACUCACAAGAUAGUACUCACAAGAUGAAGACAUGCCAGAGAUUUAUCACUUUCACAAGUAGUGUUCUGCUUCUCUAUCUUCUGACUUUAAAUAUGAUUUCCUUUCUAUUUCAAAAGUAACUAAAAUUAUAUCUUACUUUCUACUCGUUUCCCCUUAUGUUUUCAUUCAUUCAUUCAUUCAUUACUUCGCAUAUUGAAGAUCUGCAGCAAAGUUGUAUAACUAAACUUUUCCAACUAAUGAAUCUAGAAUGGAACAGGUUUUUUUAAGCCAUUAUAGAUGAAUUUCUCUGCAUGGUUAGCUUUUGUGGUUGAGAUUUUGGUUUUGUUUACCAAAUGGGGCAUCAAGUGAUUGAGAGCUGAUUCUUAAUCUAGACUAUUCUUAAUCUAGAAAUGAGAGAUGACAAUUAUUAUCCUUCUUAAAUCUAAUCCAAUCCCAUUUUAUUGAUUUUAUCCAGUCCAAUACCAUCCCAAGCUGUAUCAUUCCAAACAAGCCCUUAAGAAUCUUUAAUUCGGUACUGACACUCGUACUGUGCUAC